Nelumbo nucifera (sacred lotus) is the source of this 1684-nucleotide messenger RNA. Its product is annotated as pectinesterase 2-like. Gene Ontology annotation, biological process: cell wall modification. The record is from RefSeq and is a predicted model, not a curated record. Gene Ontology annotation, molecular function: enzyme inhibitor activity; pectinesterase activity. Lineage: Eukaryota; Viridiplantae; Streptophyta; Magnoliopsida; Proteales; Nelumbonaceae.
AUGGCGUUCCAUCAGUUGCUAACAUUUGUCUUGAUUUCUGUCCUUGUUUCACUGUCACUUUCCGACGACAUUCCUCCGAACAUAAAAACAUGGUGCAGCCAAACACCCUAUCCCCAAUACUGCGAGGACUACAUGGCUCACGACUCUCGUUCUUCCGGCCUCAAAAGUCACUCAGAUUUCAAGAAAUUGGCAAUGCAAAUUACCUUGGACCAAGCAAUCCAAGCUAAAAGCAAUAACAGGUUGCAUGAGCCCAAGUUCAGCAAUGGGCGUGAGAAGGCUGCAUGGGCAGACUGCACUGAGCUCUACCAGAACACCAUAGCUCGACUCAAUCUCACUGUCAACCCUUGUGCCAUGUGCACUGAUUAUGAUGUGCAGACAUGGCUGAGCACGGCUCUCACCAACCUCGAGACAUGCCGCACCAGUGUCAUGGAGCUUGGUGUCUCGGACAACAUCUUCUCUCUUGUGUCAAAUAAUGUCUCCAAUUUAAUUAUCAACGCCCUUGCAAUCAACAAGCCACCGCCCAAGGAAGAAACAUUUGACGAUGGCUUCCCUACUUGGGCAUCGCCCAGAGAUCGAAAGCUGUUGCAGAUGGAGAGAACUUCUCUGGCUUGGAAGGCAGAUCUUGUGGUGGCACAAGAUGGGUCAGGGAACUUCAAGACUGUUAGUGAGGCAAUCAACGAAGUGGCAAAGUGGAACCCGUCCGGGGUGGGGCCAGGCCGCAGGCAUGUUGUACAUAUGAAGGCAGGGAUAUAUCAGGAGCAUAUGCAGGUUUACACCCCAAAUAUGAUGUUUACCGGUGAUGGCAUAGGAAAGACUGUAAUCACCGGAAGCAUGAGCGUUGGGGGUGGCGCCACCACUUUCAAUUCUGCUACAAUUGCGGUUAUGGGAGAUGGAUUCAUCGCUCGCGACAUCACAUUCCAGAACACUGCCGGACCGCAGAACCACCAAGCAGUGGCGCUUCGUUCGGGGUCGGACGCCUCAGUAUUUUACCGAUGUAGUUUUGAAGGAUAUCAAGACACUCUCUACGUCCACUCUAACAGGCAAUUCUACAAGCAAUGUGAUAUUUACGGUACAGUUGAUUUCAUAUUUGGAAAUGCAGCUGCUGUGCUACAGGACUGUAACAUCUAUGCCAGAAAGCCCAUCGCCGGCACCGUCGUAGUAACAGCACAAGGUCGACUUAACGCCAACCAGUCCACCGGAAUUGUGAUCCAUAAUUCUCGGAUAACAGCCGCUCCGGACCUAAAGCCGGUGCAGAGAUCAGUCGAGACGUACCUUGGAAGGCCAUGGCAGCUGUAUUCUCGAACUGUAAUCCUCAAGACGUUUCUUGAUAGCUUGAUCAAUCCGGCCGGUUGGAUGGAAUGGAAUGGAACUUUUGCUCUGAAUACAUUAUACUAUGGGGAGUUCCAGAACACAGGCCCGGGUUCGUCCACAGCCAACCGAGUGAAAUGGGGUGGCUAUCAUGUCAUAACUAGUGCAGCUGAAGCAUCACAGUUCACCGUAGGAAACUUCAUAGACGGUAAUUCAUGGCUACCAGACACCAAUGUGCCAUUCACCUCCGGCCUUUGAAUGCUCUAACGAGUAACGAGAGCUUUAAUUAGAAACCAAUUACCAGAUUACACAUUAGAGGAAAUCAUCACAACACUAAACGGGGUGGGCUCUACAACAUUAAAGCUUUCCUUCUUUA